Molecule: messenger RNA, 754 nt
Organism: Neurospora crassa OR74A
Lineage: Eukaryota; Fungi; Ascomycota; Sordariomycetes; Sordariales; Sordariaceae
Exons: 2
Coding region: 376-576 (66 amino acids)
Source: RefSeq, a predicted model, not a curated record
GCCUCUUGUGUUCCAUCGUCGAACCGCUCGACAAUUUCGUUGAUGGAAAUCCUCACACUGUAACUAUGCUCGAAGAUCUUAACCGCUGGGCAGUUCCUCACGAACAGCUUCCCAAGACUCUUUUUUUCGUUCGACAUGAAAACUCCCAGAGCGAUUCUGAAGACAAAUGGAACUCGCACAUGGAAGGCGAACGCCCCAAAGAACUGAGCUUGAGCAUGAUGGGCGGAAUCACAGCCGCGUGCCCAAAGGCUUUAAUCAAUUGUCCUUGCAAGAUAACCAACAUCGUUGACCUUUAUCGCAAGAUGAUUAGACACCUCAGAUGGACCAAUCAACGUCGCCCGUCCUGCUUUGUCUCCACGUUCGGAAGCUUCAAGGAUGCUAUGCACUGGGGUGGGCAACUCCCUGGCAUCGUCAGGAUCUACAGCAUUGUCACUACCGAGCUACCCCCGUUGCCCUUCGUACAUGUAUUCCGCCCCUCCAACUUUAACGUGUUGUGGCCCAAAGACGAGUACUUGUUCCUGCACCAAAUUCCGGACCGUGGUAUUGAAUACUUCGCUAUCCUUUCGGAUUACUUGAAGACAACGGACUCAUGCUCAGGCUCAGCUCCAUCCCUUCCGCCAUCCACGAACCAGUCGUCACCUGACCCUGAACUGUCACGAAAGAAUGGAAAAAGGAAGCGAGAGGAAGGUGUUGUCUCCGACAGGAAUACAAGGUUACGGACAAACGCGGAAAACAAUGAAGCUGUAGUACCUAA